AAAAAAAAAAAAAAAGAUCAUGACGACGUCGUUCUCUUUGUCUCUCCCACAACCAAAUGGCCAUUCUUUUAUCUCUUAAACCCUAAACCCUCUAAACCUCCCAUUCUUUUAUCUUUACUUCUCCUAAUGCUUCGAUUAACACUCAAAUCACCCCUUAAACCUCCAUUAAUCUCCUCUCUCUUCCUCCUUAAUCCCUCUUUCUUCACCACCACUAACCUCGCCGUUAACCACCGUGAACCACCACCAUCCACCACCGGAAAAUCAAGAAUCCUCAAUUUUUUUCUACAAAAUCACACUAAAGGUUCAACAAAGCAUUUACAACAAAACCCAUGUUUUAAAAAUUUAAUCUUUGAGCUAAAUUCAUUGGAAAUAGAAGGAAUUGUUGAGAAACUAAGUGUUGGAAAUACUGAAUCUGCACUUGAGUUCUUUUUCUUGUUGAGAAAUGAUUAUGGAUUUAAGCAUUCAAGAGUUUCAUACAUUGUUGUUGCUCAUAUUUUGGCUAAAAAACAAAGGUUUAGAGCUUUGAAGUUUCAUUUACAAUAUUUGGUUCAACAAGAAGGCUCUGGUUCAGCUCAUUCGAUAUGUGAGCUGCUUUCGAGUCGCUUUCAGAAAUGGGAUUCUAAUCAUGUUGUCUGGGAUAUGCUGGCUUCUGCUUAUUCCUGGUGUCAGAUGGUUAAUGAUGCUCUCUAUGUUUUUGCCAAGAUGAAAGAUUUCAAUAUCCAUGCUUCGAUAAUUACAUACAAUAAUUUGUUGUAUUGUUUGAGACACACCGAUAACAUCUGGGAUGUCUAUGAUGACAUCAAAGCCAAUGGGAUAAACCCGAGCAAGUAUACUAAUUCCAUUGUUAUAGAUGGACUUUGCAAACAAUUCUUGAUGCAAAAAGCAGUUGAUUUUCUUCGAGAGACUGAAUGUAGAGAAUCUGGGCCUUGUGUUGUGGCUUUCAAUACCCUUAUGUCGAGUUCCUGUAAAAUGGGUUCUGUAGACGUUGCGAAGUCAUACUUUUGUAUGAUGUUUAAAUGUGGAUUACAUCCCAAUGUAUAUAGUUACAAUAUUCUCAUUCACGGGUUAAGUGUGGCGGGUGCAAUGGAAGAAGCGUUGGAGUUCACAGAUGAUAUGAAGAAACAUGGUUUAGAGCCUAAUCAGGUAACUUAUAACGUCCUCGCCAAAGGAUUUCAUUUGCUUGGUAUGAUGCAUGGUGUCUGGAAGUUCGUUAAUGAAAUGCUUCAUAAAGGCAUAGAUCCUGAUAUUUUCACAUAUACAAUGUUGAUAUGUGGAUAUUACAAUGAUGUGGGUAUUAAGUUGAGAGAGGAGACGGGGGUCCAUGCCAGUGAUAUCUCAGACACAAUGUUACUUAGCAGUUUGUGUAAAAGCGGACGUUUAGAUGAAGCUUUGAAUUUGUUCCAUGAGAUAGAGAGCAGCGGUCAUAAACCGGAUCCUAUCAUGUACUCGAUUCUUAUUUCAGGCCUUUGUAAGCAAGGAUUGGUUGAGAUAGCUUUUCAAUUGUACAAAGAUAUGUUGUGUUGUAAGAGAAUUCUUCCAAAUAUUGUUGCUCAUAGAUCUAUUCUCAAAAGCUUCUGUGAGAGAGGGUACAUUUGUGAGGCAAGAGUUCUGUUUGACGCUUUAAUAAAUUGUGACUUAAUGGAUGAUGUUGUUUUGGGUAAUAUUAUGAUUGACGGAUAUGCAAAACUUGGUGACAUCGGUGAGGCUGUUCAGGUAUACCAACUAAUAACAGGGAAAGGAAUAAUGCCAACCAUAGUUACAUUCAAUUCCUUAAUAUAUGGGUUCAGCAAAGCCAAAAAGUUUGAUGAUGCAAGGAACUGGGUUGACACUAUAUAUGCACAUGGGUUGAUACCAUCAUCGAGGACGUACACAAUUCUUAUGGAUGCCUAUGGUGAAGAAGGAAAAAUUGAAGCCGUUUUUGAGUUGCUAGAGGAAAUGAAAGCAAGGGCCAUAGAACCAACUCAUGUUACUUACACAGUGAUAAUGAAAUGCCUCUGUAAAAGAAGGGAGAUGCAUGCGUCUGUCCGGAUACUAAAGGGUAUGUUACCGGAUGGUUUUCAGCCGGAUGAAAUUUUUUACAACACCAUUAUUAAAAAAUUAUGCGAGGCUCGAGAUAUGAAAGGUGCUUUCCGAUUGCAUAAAGAAAUGGCGGUGCACAAACUUCAGCCAAGUCGAGUCACGUACAACAUUCUCCUUAAUGGUUUAUGUACACACGGAGAACUAAAGGAUGCUGAGGAACUAUUUUCUACACUCCAAGAUGUUGGCCUCAUGAAAUGUGAUUACACCAUUCUAAUAAAAGCUUAUUGUGCAAAAGGAUCAGUGGAUAAGGCAGUGGUUCUGUUCCAAAAGAUGAUUGAGAAGGGCUUUGAAAUCUCUAUUAGAGAUUAUAGUGCUGUGAUUAAUAGGUUGUGCAAAAGAAACUUACUAGCUGGUGUGAAGAUUUUUCUGCGUAUGAUGUUGUUUCAUGGCAUAUCUGUUGAUUCACAAAUUUGUUUUGUUAUGCUUAACAGUUUCAAUCAUAUUCGUGAUCGCAAUUCUGUGUUCCAAUUGUCCUCUUUGAUGAUGAAGUGUGGAUUAGAUACUGAUUAUAAUUGUGGUUAAGUGUACGAAACACCAAUUCAGGAUGAUUAACGUGCUCUGUUGCAAUAUAUGAGCUUCUUGGUUCACGUGAUGUUACCAGAAAAGUUCCUAAAAACUGGAACUUGAUUUUAUAAGAUGAGGUCAUACAUUUUUGUAUGGAGGAAAGACAAAGGGACUUUGGCAUCUAUAAGAAAAAAUUAACAGGUAUUGGAUUUUCUUCUAUGUUUUUCUUUUGUUCCAUCCUGUUUUUCGGUUAUGGUAUUGUAUCCCUUGCUUAUUGGGUUUGUCAAAUUUUUUUUUAUUGUUUAUUGGAAUCUGAAUCUAUCUUUUUCAGUUACCUUUAACUUUUAGUAUUGUGAAUUCUUUAUUUCAGGGUGGACUUACCAGAAUUGCUUGUCUUUGUCUGAAGCUCAUUUCAUGUUUUAAGUGCUCUACAUUUUUCCUUGACUCUCUAUAUGCAUUUAUUUUUUUCUUUUGACAACAAUCAAUUCAUUUGCCAGCACAUUUGUGCUCCUUAGUCUAGAUUUCCUAUUUCAUUCUCUAUUUUUGUUUGCCUAAUUUACCAUAUUUCUUAAAUGUCUUUUGAGUUACCCCUUACA
Molecule: messenger RNA, 3179 nt
Organism: Lycium ferocissimum
Lineage: Eukaryota; Viridiplantae; Streptophyta; Magnoliopsida; Solanales; Solanaceae
Product: putative pentatricopeptide repeat-containing protein At1g13630
Exons: 3
Coding region: 127-2601 (824 amino acids)
Molecular function (GO): protein binding
Source: RefSeq, a predicted model, not a curated record